UGGGGGCACCAGUCGUGCUCCCCUUCCUUUUUAUCUUGGCGACUCAGGUACUCCAGUGGCUGAAAAUUUGCAGGACAUUAAUCAAAGCCGAUGCCCUAUCUCGCUUUGCCAACCAUCUUCCACAAAAGAAAAGAUGAUUUUGGAAUUGUCUUUGUAAAGGGAGAUCUCGUGGGAACAUCAUCAGUCACACCAAAAGAUUCUCCUCGCACUCGCCUUUGCUUCCGGUGAUGCGGUUGUUGAUUUCCGUGCUUGGUUUCUUAAUCACAUCAGGAGGAAUCGGCAUCUCCGAUAGGUGGUUUCGUGCCGAAUCUGCUGAUAUAUUAUGUGAAACCCACCAAUGGAAGUCAUGUUUCUGGAGAAAUGAUAUGAAGCGUAGGGUCCUAGCUUCGCACAUGGAAAGAUCAGCUGAGGUAGCUCCUAGUAAAGAACAAGCACAGAGCCUAUCGAGAAUCGAAAUCAAGAAGAAGAAACAAGCUUCUCAUUUUGCUCGAUCUACUGCCAAAUAUAUCAAUGAUAAGCUCGGUGCGGGACUAGAAAUGAAGCGGUAACUAAGAGCUGCAUCCAAAGUUAGGCCUCGACCGGUAAAAUGCAGAAUUGUGAAGCUGGUUGAGGACCUGUAGCGGCUGCUAGAAGCAGGGUGCGUCCUUCCCGGUCCUCUCGUACUAGGGAAAGGUUCUUUCUCGAUUCUUCACAUCGAGAAGCACAGAAUCUAGACAAAUGGCGAAAUGGGCAUCUUGCGUGCCUGGCCUGCCUGCCUGCCAUAACUUCUUCUGACCAAAGAGAAAAAAUGCGAUAAGAGAAAAGGAAAUAUUCCCGCUAGCUUUACAGCCCUCCAAAUAUUCCCGUUGCAGCUGCUUUUUCUUCUUUCCCACUAUAAAAGGCAAGAAUUCUUCUGAGCUGCACCCCCAAGAAACGCCUGCUAAACAUCCAAGCUAAGCUCUGUGAGAUGAGCACUUGCAAACAGCUGGAUGUUAAAACCGACGAUCAUGCUCCCAAAAAGUGGUCGGUCGCGUUGAACGAUGACGUGUUCAAGCAGUUCUUCAGCCAGGGCAGUCCGGUGGUCCACGGGGUUUUCGGCGACGGCUCGCUGUUUAGCCCCUUUUUGUUCGGGAAAUUCUUUGAUCCAUGUGAUGCUUUCCCUCUGUGGGACUUCGAUUCGGAUGCGCUCUUGUCCAAACUUCGCAGUUGCGGCCAGACCACCGUCGAAUGGUUUCAGACCGAUAAUGAUUACGUGUUGAAAUCGGAAAUUCCAGCAGUUUUAGGGGAAAACGGUGUCCAGAUUUAUACUGAUAAUGGAAAGGUGGUGGAAAUUAGUGGGCAAUGGAAGCCACACAGAGAGUCCAAGACCAAGGAUUGGAGAUGUGGGCGCUGGUGGGAACAUGGAUACGUGAGGAGGCUUGAGCUGCCAGAUGAUGCAGAUUGGAGGAAAUUAGAGGCAAAGCUGAGCAGUGAGAAGUAUCUAGAAAUCAGAAUCCCGAAAGCCAAUUUGCAUUCCGACAACGUGCAGGGAAAGAACGGGGUGGCGGGAUGUAGCUGAACUGAUUCAAAGUACUAAUUGAAGUGUGCUGCCUCUGUAACAAAAAAAUAUGUAUGACUACAAUCACAUUGCAUAACACGGAUUAUGACUAACACCCCUAUAAGGGGUGUUACCAUAAGGUCUGGUUGAUGCGUGUUUUUUAGGUUUGACCUUUUUCACUAACACUAUUGGCGUCCUGUUUCAGUCAAGGGAUGUAUAGACUGAAUACCAACAAAUAAUGCGGGAUGUAGUGCUGGAAA
Eucalyptus grandis is the source of this 1776-nucleotide messenger RNA. RefSeq names its product 21.7 kDa class VI heat shock protein. The transcript has 2 exons. Lineage: Eukaryota; Viridiplantae; Streptophyta; Magnoliopsida; Myrtales; Myrtaceae. The record is from RefSeq and is a predicted model, not a curated record. Bases 947 to 1537 code for a protein of 196 amino acids.